AUGGAUGGAGGCAGCGGUAGUGCGAAAAAGCAUCAGUGGAUUAAUCAGGUGGUUUUUUUCUUCCACCCUGUGCGGGCAUGGGAACAGGGUGUUGUUGUUGGCAUUGAUGAGGAUGAGUCGAGUGGGCCACUGGUGACCGUGCGAUGCAAAUCUGGAGAGAUGUUUGAAACCCGUACAGAUGCAGAAUCUUUUUUUCUCCCCACUACUACUACUAAGAGUAUUGAAAACAUUCCGGAUGAUCUUCUUGAAUUACCUGAGCUUCAUGAUGCGCUUCUUCUUCACGUGUUAAAGUCUCGACACGCCAAAGAUCUUACAUAUAUGCAUAUCGGAGAAAUAAUACUUUCUGUUAACCCAUACAAGGCUAUUCAAUCUUAUAUGGACAAGUGUAUGGGUCUUUAUCUCGAACACUUGGAUAAACCACAAAUUCCUUCUAGUCUCCCUCCCCAUGUUUGGAGUGUGGCACAUCGGGCCUAUGUUGAAAUGCGUCUCCAUCAAAGAAAUUAUUCAAUAAUUGCAUCAGGAGAAAGUGGUAGUGGAAAAACGGAGGCAUGUAAAAAUAUGUUAAGAUAUUUAUGUGCUGUCUCUGAACGUGUGGCACCAGAUACAGUGGUGAAGCGACGGAUGCAAUGUAUUACUGAACAAGUGGAAAUGAGCAAUGUUGUUUUGGAGUCUUUUGGAAAUGCAAAAACUCUAAAAAAUGAUAAUAGCUCGCGUUUUGGAAAAUUUAUGGAGGUCCAGUUUGAUGCUAGUGGAGUUAUGGUAGGAUUGCGUGUUACACCAUUCCUUUUAGAACGUUCUCGUGCAGUUACGUGUGGAACUAAUGAACGUGUUUAUCAUGUAUUCUAUCAACUAGUCGCCGGUGCCAAUCCAGAGUUGCGUGCUGCUCUUAAAAUAGAAAAUGCUCGUGAUUUUGUAUUACUGGGUAAGGGAGGUUAUAUUUCUUCUUCAAAUGGAGGAUCAGAUGAUGCAAAGGAGUUUCUCCUUUUACAAAAGGCUCUUGUCAGUAUUGGUUUUUCAAAUGAGGAACAAAAAGUAGUGUGGAAUAUAGUGGCAUCUAUAUUGCAUUUACAAAAUAUUUCAUUUGAAUUAAGAGGAAUUGAUGAAUCGGCUUAUUUACGUUAUGAAGAUGUUGAGAUUGCAACCUUUGUUGCAACUCACUUACUUGAGCUUCCACAACCCAAGAUGUUUGUAGAUUGCCUCACAACGAGUAUUGUUGUUGUUGGAGGAGAGAAAUUAAUACGUACAUUAUCAGUUCAAAAAGCAAAAGAUCAACGUGAUAGUAUCUGCAAAUAUCUAUACUCAAAACUCUUCCUUUUUAUUGUUUGUAAGGUAAAUGCAGUUUCUACCUAUGGUGCUACGUUUGGCACCACUGAUGUUUCUUUUACUUCUACUGAGUAUGAAACACCAAUGAAAGAUAGCAAACCAGUAACCUGGAUAGCACUUCUUGAUAUAUUUGGUUUCGAAGAUUUUCAGAUGAACUCACUAGAGCAAUUUUGUAUUAACCUUGCAAAUGAAGCUUUACAACGACAGUACACGGAGAGAGUAUUUCUCAUGGAUAUUGAAGAGAUGCGUGCAGAAGGAGUUGAACCUAAUAAAACAGAUUUUAUAGAUAAUUAUCUUUGUUUAGAAUUAUUACAGGGUUCUAAAAAUUCUAUCGUUUCAUUCUUAGAUGAUGCUUCAGUGCUUGAAGUGGAGCGUUCAAGGACGAACCCUGACUAUGUAUUUCUUAAUACAAUAACUUCAGCAUUUCGACCAGAUUACCAAACAUCACCUGGGAAAUCAACUCGUAGUGUACUGAACCGCAAGGAAAAGAUAGAGGCUCCUUCUUCUUACUUCUAUAGAGGUAGACUGGACGAUAAUAGCUUUACUAUUCGCCAUUUUGCAGGUGAUGUAAAGUACUGUGUAAACGGAUUUGUAGAAAAAAAUAAUGAUUUCGUGAAGGACUCUUCUGCACAAACUUUACAAGGUACAAAUUCAGCUGUAUUACGAGAUAUUAUGAGAAUAAGUGAAGAAGUAGUUGGUUUGAUAGGUGACCCAGGUUCUCCUGGAUCUCCUACAAUUAUUUCUCGUGGAUCCAAACGUACCGUCGCUUCUACUUUUCGAAAUUCACUCCGUUUAUUAAUGGAAACGUUAAACAGCAGCACAUGUAAUUGGGUGCGUUGUAUUCGUCCCCAUUCAAGACGACAACCGGGGCUUUUUGAUGGUAAAUUAGUUCUUGAGCAACUAGUUGCCACUGGAGUGUUGAGUACUAUAAAACAACGACAAGAUAAUUUCCCAGUUCGCCCUACAUGUAACGAAUUUAUGCAUCAUUAUCAUGUUCUUUUUCAAUUAAAUCCAUCUAUACGAGUACGUAUGACGAAUAAAGAAAAGAUUAUCGCACUACUCUUAAGAGAAAAAAUUAACACAAAAUCUUUCCAAGUAGGGAAUUCUCGCGUUUUUCUUACGCCUGAAGCAAGUCGAGAACUAGAGUCAAAACGACAACAGUGUAUGGUGUUGCAUGCAAGAGUUAUUGAACAGUAUGUGACUGCAUUUAUUUCUCGUUUAUACAGGCGUAUCUUACUUCUUACUCGGUAUGCUAUUAAAAUGCAGCGUGUAUUCCGAACUAAUAUGUGUAUCAGACGUUGCAUUAAUCAAUAUUAUGAUGAACUGCGUCGCAAAAGGUAUGAACGUUUUUUAGCAGAAUUAAAAAAAAUACUACGUGUGGAAUCUUUUUCCCGAGCUGAGUUAUAUGAGGAACGAGAUUUGUAUAUUCGAAAUGAAUGGCGUGAUUUUCGAAUCGGAUUAGCCCCUUUGGUGGCUGGAGUGCUUCAAAAUUUAAUAUCUAUAGAAAGGAAAAAACGAGAAGAGAUUGUUUUAUCUUCAUUUUCAUAUUAUAGUGAGUUUACUGAAACCUUUGACCGGGAGAAGGUUCUUGCAUUAGAACUAGAGAAACAACGAAUACGUUUAAAACAGGAAAUGGAUGUCAGGGAACGCGUGAAAUUGUUACAAGAUGCCAUUGAUGCUUUUCAGGUAGUUAUUAGUGAAGAGAAAAUUGCGUUUGAGACUCUGUGGAGUGAGGUCAUUAACCCAGGUAUAAGGAAACUAAAAGCACAAGCACGUGUCAUAUGCAAAUUAAAUCAUUUAAAGGAAAAACGUUUGCAGGAGUUGUAUGAGGCUAGAGAAUCAGAAAAGCGACGCAUUGCAUUGGUAGAAGCCGAAGAACUACACCGUGAAGAAAAGAGAUGGCGAUCUCUUGUGGGUGAAGAGCAGUAUUUGAAGGAAAUUCGGUAUUUUAACUCUUUCUAUGAAAAUUCCUAUGAUACCCCACCACCGUUACUUGCACUACUCAGGGAGGGUGUCCCUUCUGAAGUUAUGCAAACCCCAAUCGGUACAAAUCCCUUGGCUCCAUCUUCUUUGGGAUCUGUGAUGUCAUUUCGAGACUACAGGGAAUAUAUGAGAAAUGAGUUUUCUCGUGCUAGUGCUAGUGGAAAAGUACAUACGUCUUACAUAUGCCCACAUAAUUAUGAAACACCCUGUCAACUUUGCAAUUUUUCCACUCUUUCAUUGUACUCUGGCACUACAGUGAGACCUUCCAAACCUUCUUUGGAGCCCACAGUUUGUCGUCGACUUUAUGAAGAAAACACCGACAGUGACGAUAGCUUUGAUGAAAUGAAUUACUGA
Trypanosoma theileri is the source of this 3660-nucleotide messenger RNA. RefSeq names its product myosin heavy chain. Bases 1 to 3660 code for a protein of 1219 amino acids. Lineage: Eukaryota; Euglenozoa; Kinetoplastea; Trypanosomatida; Trypanosomatidae. Gene Ontology annotation, biological process: actin filament organization; vesicle transport along actin filament. The transcript has a single exon. Gene Ontology annotation, molecular function: ATP binding; microfilament motor activity; actin filament binding. Gene Ontology annotation, cellular component: cytoplasm; myosin complex; vesicle. The record is from RefSeq and is a predicted model, not a curated record.